CGGCGAGAUUUUGCUAAACCGCAUACGCCUCGGCACCUUCUUCUGGGUUCCCGGAGUCGGCGAGAGCUUAGGCUUUCGAAGAGCCAUAGCGCGGGUCAGAAGCUUUACGGAGUACUUCGUCCAGGCGGCGGUCAAGUCAGUUCGCUCUGGGAAGACUGAAGCCAUGAAGGAGACACUACUUAAUCGCCUCGCCACUCAGACUCAAGAUCGCAAAGAGCUGCGCGAUCAAACUUUGUCAAUCCUAUUCGCCGGUAGAGACACCACGGCCGCUUUACUUGGAUGGUGCUUUGUGCGAUUGUCACUCCAUCCCGACAUCUAUGACAAGCUUCGCAGCAUCGUGCAGAAGGAGUUCGAAGGCGACGAGGGCAUCAGCUUUGCCCAGCUCAAAGGUUGCCGUUACUUACAGCACUUCCUCAAUGAAGUGCUACGGUUACAUGCCACGGUGCCCUUCAAUAAUCGCGUAGCGGUUAGAGACACUACUCUGCCUGUAGGUGGCGGACCAGACCAACUCUCACCAAUUGCCAUCCGCAAAGGACAGGCCGUCUUCUUCACCGUAUACCUGAUGCACCGACGCAAGGACCUUUGGGGAGACGAUGCGCUCGAGUUCAAGCCUGAGCGAUGGGAACAGAAAGUGCCUGCUUGGCAGUUCUUACCGUUCUCGGGUGGACCACGGAUCUGUCUUGGUCAGCAGUUUGCCCUUGUUGAAGCACGCUAUCUCCUUGUCCGGAUGCUGCAGCAAUUUGACGCCAUUCAGCCCGUCGAGAUGGCUCAGGCGCUGAGGAUGCCGAAAGGCUUGGGCUUAACGAUGUGGCCAGGGGAGGGAGUCAAAGUUAGGUUACACAAGGCUUCAGCGUGCUGAUGCCGUGUGGCCAUCGGCAAUGCGACACGUCGUACUGUCGAGAACAGGGGCCCGCGGCACUACGAAGCGUAAUGCGUGGGGUCGGGAUGUCGUUGGGAUGUGGCUGCAUUAUAGAUGCUCUCCACUUCGCGCAGAUGAUGAUACCCCUAGGACAAGAUCAUAAGCGGGUGACUUCUGUUACGGCGCGCUUUGUAUUAUGACGGCCGUAGAAUAGACCGGCGUUCUGCUGUGAAAUGUUCCUUGAGAGUUUUCCCCCGGGCAAACCCUUCGAAAUGGCACUUCUAGGUCCUUAUAAAAGCACAACCCAGGUCGCACUGCACCAAUCCAAGUAACGGAGUAAGGGCAACACAAACGAACGAUCGCCGUCAGCG
This is a messenger RNA of Baudoinia panamericana UAMH 10762, 1230 nucleotides long. RefSeq lists its product as uncharacterized. The coding region runs from base 164 to 859 and encodes 231 amino acids. The transcript has 2 exons. Lineage: Eukaryota; Fungi; Ascomycota; Dothideomycetes; Mycosphaerellales; Teratosphaeriaceae. The record is from RefSeq and is a predicted model, not a curated record. Gene Ontology annotation, molecular function: monooxygenase activity; oxidoreductase activity, acting on paired donors, with incorporation or reduction of molecular oxygen; iron ion binding.